AGAUGCCGGCGCCGCCUCUCCUGCUGUUCAGGAAGCUGAGUAACCCCGACCUGUCUCCUGCCGCAGGAAAGACCAAACUGCAGCGACAGCUCAGUCAGGAUGACACCAGAGCCCGACGCUGCAGUAUGGCUGGCAUCCUCACCGGAAAGCAGCUUCUGCCUCUGUCCAGCAGCAUGCAUGGUGGAGUGAGUCAGCUGGCCUGGCAGCAGCACACAGGAGAACCCAAUAACUUGGUCCGCAUGAGGAGUCAAUCCUUUGGCCAGUCUGCCCCCUCUCUCACUGCGGGACUGAGAAGUCAAGUUUCGUAACCGAACAGGACCACAUGGCGAUGCCAAAAAAUCCCUAAACCAA
This is a messenger RNA of Sinocyclocheilus grahami, 351 nucleotides long. RefSeq names its product microtubule-associated serine/threonine-protein kinase 2-like. The record is from RefSeq and is a predicted model, not a curated record. The coding region runs from base 3 to 308 and encodes 101 amino acids. The transcript has 3 exons. NCBI's taxonomy places the organism in Eukaryota, Metazoa, Chordata, Actinopteri, Cypriniformes, Cyprinidae.